This is a messenger RNA of Cucumis sativus (cucumber), 3053 nucleotides long. It is a transcript of the gene PP2C2, whose product is annotated as protein phosphatase 2C 16. The record is from RefSeq and is a predicted model, not a curated record. Gene Ontology annotation, molecular function: protein serine/threonine phosphatase activity; cation binding. The coding region runs from base 863 to 2473 and encodes 536 amino acids. Gene Ontology annotation, biological process: protein dephosphorylation. NCBI's taxonomy places the organism in Eukaryota, Viridiplantae, Streptophyta, Magnoliopsida, Cucurbitales, Cucurbitaceae. The transcript is spliced from 4 exons.
GACUUGAUAAAUCAAAAUAGAAUCAAAGUCAUUAUAGAGUUUCUUGAUUCUACUACUCCUCCUUUCUGCUUUUCCUCAGCAUUUCAAACUGGUGAGAAAGUGUUCAUCAUUUUCUUCUUCUCUUCUAUUUGUUUACAUUGAUUUUCCAUUAUUUCUUAGCAAUUGGGAUCUUUAAACUUCCGAUUUUUGUUUUUUUUUUUCUAUCUGGGUUUUUGGUUUCAAAAGAGGAAGUGGAGUUUGUGUUUGAAGAUUCGUUGUUUGGGAUCGGAUUUUGAUGGGUUGCCUUGGAUCCAGGAAACUAUUGAGUUCUAUGUGAAAAAAGAGGCGAACCCUUUUGGGGAUUUCUUGUGAUUUCACUUUUUCUUAGAUCCCUCCACCUGUCUCCUUCGCAGGGGUUUUUAUUUUCUUUAUUGGAUAAAGGUGAGAGAUCCUCGUUUCUCAUACUUGUGUGUAUAUAAGAGCUGAUACUGGAGAAGAGAUUGUUGAUAGUUGUCAGUUCUUAUCACAGGCGGGGAAGAAUUUGAUGGUGUUUGUGAAGUUUUGGUGGAAUUUCUUCUUUUCUCAUUGCUUGAAUUUUUAGUUAUUGCAAGGUUAGAUCCAUUGCUCUUAUAUAGAUCUAAGGGGUAGGAGACUGAUUUCUUCUGCUUGUUUUGAGCUUACACUAUUCAGAAUCUGUAAUUUGAUUGUGGAAUUUGUCAUUGAUAGGUUUUGUGGAUUUGUGUUAAGGAGUUGUAGAACUUAAAUCAGCUUAGUUUUUCUUUAGUUUGAUUGGUAAGAUGUUGUGAUGUGAAAAUAUAUUUGGCGAUGAGGUUGUAGAGAUAUUGGGACAUAGAUAGAUUUGAUAUCUGUAGGAUUUGUAAGAAUGAUGGAAGAGAUGUCCCCUGCUGUUUCUUUGACCCUUAGUUUGGGUAAUCCAAAGUCUGAUAGCUCAGUAAAUCCUGGCCAUGUCGAAUUUACACGGCUAAAGUUAGUGACAGACACGGUAAAUUUAUUCUCUGCAUCGUCCCCUGAGUCUGGUUCUAUUGGUAAUGUUAGUUGCCAUGAUUUUGAUGGUUUAGUUGACAGUGUAACUGUGUCGCAACCGACUGAUGGUGGUCAAGGUAUAGACAGUUUUUGGGGGUUGCUGCCGAAGAGUGGCACGAAUUUGACUGUAGAUAAGAAAGAUGCAUCCUUGGCUACCCUGGAUGACCCUGAUGAAAUGAUAGAGGAUGGAUUGUUUGCUAUUGAUGGCGGUACAAGUAUCAACGUGCAAGAAGUUGUCAAAAUCGGCGAUGUUAGUAAUGGUCAUAUUGUUGCUAAGGCGAUCAUCCUGGUCGAAUCAGGGAAGAUCCCUACUAGUGAACUUAUUGUGGCGACAGUAAGCCCAGAUUUAGAAGUAUCUGCAUCGUCGGAGCUGAACGUUCCUGCAGUAGUUUUCCAAUCGAAAGGGGCAGAAAGUGUUCAUAAAGUCAUUCGUAAUGUCUUUGAACGCGAUUGUAUUCCUCUUUGGGGGUCCGUAUCGAUUUGUGGUAGAAGACCAGAAAUGGAAGAUGCAAUUGCUACUGUUCCUUGUUUUGCAAAAAUUCCUAUCAAAAUGCUUGUAGGGAAUAGUUUGAUGAAUGGAAUGGGUCAAAGUUUAACACAUCUCAACAGCCACUUUUUUGGUGUUUAUGAUGGACAUGGGGGCCCUCAGGUUGCUGAUUAUUGUCAAGAACGCAUACACUUGGCACUAGCUGAAGAGAUAAAAGGAUUUAAACAGAAUCUAGAAAAUGGAAACAAUGGAGAAAACUGGCAGCAGGAUUGGGAGAGAACCUUCAACAAUUGCUUUCUUAGGGUUGAUGAUGAAAUAGAAGGAAAAGUUGGUAGAUCAGUCAGUGGAAGCAGUGGAGAUGUUUCCCAUACAAGCUUCGAACCUGUUGCCCCGGAAACUGUUGGCUCUACGGCUGUUGUUGCCUUGGUCUGUUCGUCGCACAUCAUAGUUGCAAACUGUGGUGAUUCAAGAGCAGUUCUAUGCCGUGGUAAAGAACCCAUGGCUCUAUCGGUCGAUCAUAAACCAAAUCGCGAAGAUGAAUAUGCUAGGAUUGAAUCAUCUGGAGGCAAGGUCAUCCAGUGGAACGGACAUCGUGUGUUUGGAGUUCUUGCAAUGUCAAGAUCCAUUGGUGAUAGAUAUUUGAAGCCAUGGAUUAUUCCCGAUCCAGAAGUCAUGUUCAUCCCUCGUGCCAAAGAAGAUGAAUGUCUUAUUUUAGCCAGCGAUGGACUGUGGGAUGUGAUGACAAAUGAGGAAGUCUGUGACGUAGCUCGAAGGCGGAUUCUUCUUUGGCACAAGAAACACGGGGCUUCAUCUCUUGCUGAUCGGGGUACAGGAGUUGACCCAGCUGCACAAGCUGCAGCAGAUUACCUCUCAAUGCUUGCUCUCCAAAAGGGAAGCAAAGACAACAUCUCUGUGAUUGUAGUGGACUUGAAAGCUCAAAGGAAGUUCAAGACCAAAUCUUGACACCAAAUACUAUCAAACCGAAUUUAACGUACCCUUCAAGCUCAUAACUUCAUAUGUUGAGAGAUACGGUACGUUUUAGCAGUUUACAACUUAGUCCAUUCGUACUCACGAAUUUUAAUGUGUUCCAAAAUAUAGAAAACUGUAUAUGUAUCAUAGAACUUUCCUCAUGGAAAUUCACCAGGGAAAAAAAAAAAAGGAACAGCAUCUGUAAUGAAGUUCUAAUCUAUGCUUUUGGACUUCACCAUACCCAAUACUUGAUGAUCCAUCUUGAACUGCCAUACCAUAGGUAGAGAAUUUUGGGAUUUACUGAUACAGUUUCUUUGGAUCUAUUCUUUGGUUUCUUACAGCCAAGUCUAAAGUUCUGGGGAUAUAAGUAAGUUAUUUGAUUCUGCUUACAUCAUAUAGUCUCUUCAUUACUACUUUUCAAUGGUAGGAAUAGGAUUGGAGAGCAACAUUCCCUUUGUAUUCUGGGUUGUGUUGUGUUUGAUUAGUUAUAUCUUUUUCUUGGAUCAACUCCAAAUUCCUUCACAAGACAAUGAUAUUGUAGAUUUAUUAUUAUAUUCAUUUCAUUUUGCCUUCA